Messenger RNA from Athene cunicularia (burrowing owl), 3110 nucleotides. It is a transcript of the gene PUS1, whose product is annotated as pseudouridine synthase 1. Gene Ontology annotation, cellular component: nucleus. Bases 16 to 1251 code for a protein of 411 amino acids. Gene Ontology annotation, molecular function: RNA binding; pseudouridine synthase activity. Lineage: Eukaryota; Metazoa; Chordata; Aves; Strigiformes; Strigidae. The transcript is spliced from 6 exons. The record is from RefSeq and is a predicted model, not a curated record. Gene Ontology annotation, biological process: mRNA pseudouridine synthesis; tRNA pseudouridine synthesis.
CUUCUCCCUCAGGGAAUGGCGGCAGCCUUAGAGGAGGUUCUCACAAUGGCUGAGGAUUUGAGAACAGCGGUUGCCAGCCAGACGAAGAGACUGAGCAGCAGCAGAGAGGUGGUUGAAAGGCUGGAAGAAAAUGGACAUCAAAAUAAAAGGUUGAAGAGGGAUGCGGAUGAGGAAGAUGCAGAGGAUCAGAAUAAAAAGUCACCCAAAAGGAAGAUUGUGUUGUUGAUGGCAUAUUCGGGGAAAGGCUAUCAUGGGAUGCAAAGAAACGUGGGAUCUUCACAGUUCAAGACAAUUGAGGAUGACUUAGUAUCUGCCCUUGUUCAGUCAGGCUGCAUCCCAGAAGACCAUGGGGAAGAUAUGAAGAAAAUGUCUUUUCAGCGGUGUGCUCGAACAGAUAAGGGUGUGUCUGCAGCUGGACAGAUUGUGUCGCUAAAGGUCAGGCUAAUAGAUGACAUCUUAGAAAAGAUCAAUAACCAUCUCCCUUCUCACAUCAGAAUUCUGGGUCUGAAGAGAGUCACUGGGGGAUUCAACUCCAAGAACAAAUGUGAUGCCAGAACCUACUCUUAUAUGCUGCCAACAUUUGCCUUUGCCCAUAAAGACCAUGAUGUGCAAGAAGAGGUUUAUCGACUGGACAGAGAGACCCUUGAAAAAGUCAAUAAACUGCUUGCGUGCUAUAAAGGGACACACAACUUCCACAACUUCACGUCUCAGAAGGGACCCAGGGACCCCAGUGCCAAGCGGUACAUAAUGGAGAUGUACUGUGGAGAGCCGUUUGUGAGGGAGAACGUAGAAUUUGCAGUGAUCAAAGUGAAAGGUCAGAGUUUCAUGAUGCACCAAAUAAGGAAGAUGAUUGGGCUGGUGAUAGCUAUUGUGAAAGGUUAUGCUGCUGAGUCUGUCAUAGAGCGCAGCUGGGGAGAGGAGAAAGUAGAUGUCCCCAAAGCCCCAGGACUCGGUCUGGUUUUGGAAAGAGUACACUUUGAAAAAUACAACAGACGUUUUGGAAAUGAUGGGCUGCAUGAGCCACUGGAGUGGACAGAGGAGGAGGAGAAGAUUGCUGUUUUCAAAGAGCAGUAUAUCUAUCCUACCAUUAUCAACACAGAAAGGGAGGAGAAAUCCAUGGCAAACUGGCUAAACACCCUCUCCAUUCAUGACUUCAACUCCUCUGCUGUUGGGAUGCAAGCUAACAACAAAAAUUCAAAGAACAGCAGCGAUCUCGAAGGCAGUGAUGGUUGUGAUGAUGAUUCCGACUGAGCCAGUAAGUGGCUGGAUGUGGGACUGCUUGCAAUUCCCUUUGUCUACAAAAAAGUGGCCUUUCUAAAUCCAAGAAUCCAGUAAAGCAGGGGUUUGUGUGCUUGCAGAACAAGAACCUGAUGCCCAGGAGAAACUGGGUGGGGAAAACAGUACAGUAGAAAAAGUAAAAGAAGGUUUUUAUACCACUGACUGAUUCACCUGACUGGCAUACUUGAAAAUAGCAUAACAAGAAAGAAGCUUUCUAAAACAGUCUUGUAAUUCAGGAUAUCUUAAUUGCUAUUUGAACAUUAGUUCUUAUUAUAUGUUUACCUGGAAAAUAUUUUAAAUAUGUAUAAUCUCUACAUAAAGAUGGAGCAAAACCAUUUUAAUAUACUCAUUUUUUUAUUAUUAUUCUGAUGUUAUGACUCCAUGAAUUUUUGAUAUUUUUUAGUUAUUAUUUUCUUGUCCUUUACCUAACUCGAUCUCUAAACACCAUUUAGCUUUUAUUUUCCAUGGCAUCCAUGACUUUCCUGUGGAAUAACAUGCAUGGGUUAGGGAACUCAUUAUCAUGCUGACUGCUGUGAAUUCUUUUACUGAAAUUUUCUGUGUUUUCUAAAGCUUUGCAAGUCUGAAAGAAAUGAUUCCUUACUCAGUGAGAGGUCUUAGUUUUGGAACAUAGACUGAACCAUAUAUUUCAAGGUGAGAUCUUUUCUUCCGGAGAUGUCAUCUUCCCAUCUUCCCAGUAUUGCCCGCAUGCAUGGCUAGGCUGGAGGAUAAUAGAUCCACAGCUACUGUGUAACUGGGCCCUUACUGCCUGAGGUGUCAUUUCACACAUCUCUGAGAUGUGAGGAGAAGGUGUAAAUUAGUUGUUAGGACUGGUUCAGGUCACUGUGGUAGUGUUGCCGGUGGUGGAUCACUCAAUUUGUUGCUGCUGGUUUAGUAUUUCUGUUUUUAGUGGAAACUGUCUAGCAGUCUGCUAGAUUCGGGUUGAAUCAACUUAACAUGGGUGAAAGGAAUGGUGCUGACUUCCUCUGGGCUGUAAUCAAGUCUGCAUUCACUUUGUGUGUGUGAACUCUCAAUUCCCAUCAAGCUGCUCAGAAUAGAGGAAAGUGUGCAAUGAUGUGGGAAGCACAUGUCUGAGGACUGUCUUCCUUUAGGAAUCAAUUUUAAUUUUCUGUGUUUUGGGGACCUGCAUACUCUGGAGUUCUUUCUCUGCUUUCCUCGGCUGCGGUUUGAGUUCGGGUUCUUGUUUAUAACUCUCGGUGGAGGUGGUGGAAGUCAAAAAGGCAGCAGCCCUGCUGCCCUCCCUGCGUGGACGGGGUGGACAAGCCUCUCUAAGCAUUCCAGAGUUAGUACAAGUGCUUGAUAGGCUUUCCUAGCUGGGUCUGUAUGGAGACUAGCUUUGUAAUAUGGCAGUUACUGAAAAUGAGGAGUCAGCCCUGCUCCUUCAUUCAGUGGUUUCCAGCCAAAGCCUCCAGGCUCCUUCUGGAUAUUUUUUUUUUUUUUCCCGAGAGUACAGCUGUCCUUCAAAAAAGGAUUUGUUUGUUCUAUUUUAUCAGGGGUUUAAUGAGAGCCUUUUAUUUUAUAGUGAAGGUCUUGCUCUGUUUUAUGAGAGCAAGUGCGUAAAAGUGUUCUGGAGAGGGACUCUACCUAAGUUUUCAUUUAUAUCCCUUGCUGGUUCAUACUAUUGACCUAGUCUACAUUAGUCUUCUAUCCAAUCCUCUAUCUUUCUAUCUCUUUCAAUCUGGAGAAAAGACCUUUAUUUGAUUAUAACCACCUUUAUUUGAUUACAAUGAAAGCCCCAAAACGGACAUGUAUCUCAGUUGAAGUUAACGAGAACUUCUAUUUAUAACCUUUGGAGAAAACACAAUAAUAGUAAU